Molecule: messenger RNA, 816 nt
Organism: Moneuplotes crassus
Lineage: Eukaryota; Ciliophora; Spirotrichea; Euplotida; Euplotidae
Source: the annotation of a GenBank genome assembly
UAAAAAUGAAUGCAUGUGGCAACUGUUAUGAAUGAGGGGUCAUCAUUGGGCCCAUGACUGGCUGGUGCCAGACUCAUGCCUACCAGAAGUUCAUGAGCCAUUAUCUUAAUGCUCUCAAAGAAGGGAUCCAAGAUUGGAAAUCAAUGAUUGAAGAGCACAAGGCCGGAAAGAUUUACAAAGAUGUAAGAAAGACUGAGCAGUGAUUGUUCAGAAAUGAAGAUGCUCUUGCUAAAAUUAUCUUCGUCAAUACAUAUGAAUGGGCAUUCCAUGGGGGUGCUUACAAUACAACAGUGCUUAUAGAUAUAAACCAGUCAGGUAAUAAUUACCAGAGAUGACACAUCCCUAAAUUCAAGUCGUUAAUGCUCCCAAAAAUUGUCAGAUUUGUCAUUGAAAAAGACUUACAUAUGUGUAGGAAGAGGUAUGCACAGUACUUAUCUCUCAGCAAAAAGGAUAUAUCUCAUUUAGAGGUCGUCUCAAAGAGAGAGGAUGAAAAGCUAGGAUGGUGCUUGCCUCUCAUCCUGAGAAAUACAUAUGGCUUGUCGUAUUUAAAGAUCUCUGGGUUCACAAUCUCAGUAUUGGAGUUAAAGCGUAUUCUUUACCCUUCAGGGCUACCUUUAUCAUUGGAAUUGAACAAUUGUAAGAUAGUUCAGAUUGGUAAACCCUACCUCCCUUCUUACAAAUCUGAUGAUUCAAGCAAGAUAAAUAAACUUUACUGAGUAUCUCUCACCCAAUGUGCUCUUAAAAUUGAUGAAGAAGACCUUGUCAAAUUGGUGACAGAAUUAUCUCCGAAAAUUAAGCUACACAUCAUGAGUUAAU